Messenger RNA from Gadus chalcogrammus (walleye pollock), 6780 nucleotides. RefSeq names its product PHD finger protein 3 (gene phf3). The record is from RefSeq and is a predicted model, not a curated record. NCBI's taxonomy places the organism in Eukaryota, Metazoa, Chordata, Actinopteri, Gadiformes, Gadidae. Gene Ontology annotation, biological process: DNA-templated transcription. Gene Ontology annotation, cellular component: nucleus.
UAUUGGAUUGCAUAUUAUAUUGUUAUAAAUGGUUUAGAAAAAGUAUGCUCAUAUAUAUAUAUAUAAUUUGAGACACAUAACACCACUCGUCCAUGAUGUUUGGAUAGACACACGCGACCCUGUAACCUUACUGUAAAUACGAGCCACGUGACCCGGGCUGUUGGUUGACAGGACUCGUCGCGGGGCUUUGCAGCGGCAACAGCGGCCAGGCUGGACAUAUGACUUCGAGGAAGUUACAGGCUGCCUGGGCACUUUGACCACGACUGCAAUCGACGAAAAAUCCUGCUAUGUUACACCACAACAGUGGUGAAGAGGGGAACAGCAUUCAUGGACACUGUGGAGACUUUGAAUCAUUUGAUUCCCAGUGACCAGUUGGACUCUCUGGGGACUGGACAAAAUCUGGAAUGUGAAGCAAGAAAUGAGUUUGGAACCGGUAUCCUGCUGGAAGAUUCACUGACAAACAUGUUGAGUGACAAAGAUCCAAUGUUUGGAUCAGCAAGCUCUCAGUUUAAUCCUUUGGAAAAUGAUGAGGGCAAUUUUUUGAUUGCUGGUGCUACAGGUCUCGAUGGCAUCAGUGGGAAGUUGCCGAGUCCACCGGCUCCCCGUUCUGUCGGAAGGCCCCGGAAACAUCCGCGCGUCACACCCUCUGCAACGGUCGCCCCCAAGACCUCGACCGCUCCGUCCGCUUCACCCGUCACCCCGAAACCCCGCGGAAGGCCCCGCAAAAAACCGACCAACCGGCAGCUGACGUCGUUUCUGAUCGAGAAGGGCGUGCAGGGCCCCCAGCUGAAGAAGGAGCUCUGCCUGGGGGGCCGCGUCCACGUCCAGGAGCUCGACGCGGGGCUGUGGCUGAGCCCCAUGGUGGUGCUGCGGAGGCUGACCGUCACGGUGGGGGGCUUCAGGAUCGAGCUGCUCCCGGGGCCCUCGUACGGCACCGCGGGCGAGGGUGAGGGCGCCGGCGCCACCGCCGCCGGCCAGCCGGUGAGCCUUCAGGAGGGUUUGACCUCCGGCGGUGACGGGGCCGUCGCGGCCGACACCAAGGAAGACGACGCCACGGUGCCGAGUAACGUCACGGCUCCGAAUCCGACCGCGGAGAACCAGGUUGGCUCGGGGGGCGUCGAAGGAGCACUCGGUCUGGGCCCGUACGUGAACCCCAACGACGUUCAGGCCACCAACGGCGCCCCCGCGCCAAAGUCCUGCUCAGAAGAGACCAAGGUUGACAUCGGGAGCGACUCCGCCGAGCAGACGCCAUGCGCUAAGGGGAAAGAUGUCGUCAAGCCGACUGAGAGCCCUCCGAACAACACCACCGGCUCUACUGACAAGCUGAACUGUAAGGACAAGCUAAAGCUUUUCGCCAAAGCGAUGUUUAAACCUAAACCCAGGCUGCCCACGGUUAAGAACAAGAGCUUGGUUUCCCGUAGACCGAAGAGCCUGAUUCAAGGGCCGAACCCUGCCCCGAGCUCUCCCACUAAGCCCCCCCAGAGAGACGACGUCCCGCCCAGCGCCAAACCUCCCAAGAAGGGAGCGGUGUCACUGAAGAGACCCGGAGAGAUCUCCCACCCUGAGCACGCCUCCAAAGUCCCAAAGGUCCAGACCGGGAAACCCGUCAACCCGAAGCCCAAGUCCCCGGGUCCCUCCAGCGCCGCUCCGGUGAAGAAGGCCCCGUCGUGUGACGGCCCCGCGGACCCCCCCCACAACGCCCCCAAGAACACCCUCAACGCGCACAACCCAAAGCACGAACGUCCCCCGCCGUCGCUGGGCUCCCCGGGGCCUUCCUCCAGACCCCCGGAGGACGCAGGGCCGGAGAAGGCCAGGGGCAAGAGGCCCGACAAGCUCCUCCAGAGGCAGAAGAGUCGGACGCCCCGGACCCCCUCCACGGAGGAGCCGCCGCUGUUUGUGCCGGACAACGCGCCGGCCGCCGCCGCCGCCGCCACCGCCGCCGCCGCCGCCACCAAGAAGGAAGCGGACGACGAGCCGCCGGCGGAGAGCGCCUGGGACGGAACCAACAGCUGCGGCCUGUGCAAGAAGCACCACGGCAACAUGUUCAUGGUGGGCUGCGGUCGCUGUGACGACUGGUUCCACGGCGACUGCGUGGGCCUGGACCUGGCCAAGGUGCAGGAGAUGGAGGACGAGGACCAGAUGUACGUGUGCCUCAAGUGCUGCGCCGACGAGAGCGUGAAGGCCGAGCCCGACGUCCAGAGCACCGCCAAACGCCCGCCGCCGCCCGAGGUAGAGUCCGCGCCCGUGCCCGAGGCCGUGGGCCACACCCCGGCCGCCAAGCCCAGGCAAGGCCCAGGCCCGGCGCAGGCCCUGGCGUCCGGCGGCCUCCGACCCAUGAAGAAGGAGUCUGAUCGAAAACCGUCCACAGAGGUAAAAGAGUCUACCCACAAAACGGGUCAUCCAAAACACAAGGGUUCCUCCUCGGCUCCGAAGAAACCCGCUUCUGUCGAAGAAAUCCGAAGAAGUGUGCGAGACUCUCUGAAGGAAAUCCUCUUGCAACGACUCAAGGAGUCAGACUUGAAGAUGGCGGUGGAGCGGGCCUCUGAGGUGGCCCGGAAGACAGAGAGGGAGCUCUUUCAUUUGUACAAAGACACCGACAGCAAGUACAAGAGCAAGUACCGGAGCCUGAUGUUCAACCUCCGGGACACCAAGAACAACGUGCUGUUUCGGCGGGUUUUGAAAGGGGACAUCUCUCCCGCUAAUCUGAGUCGCAUGAGUCCUGAAGAGCUGGCCUCUAAAGAGCUGGCCGCUUGGCGGCAGCGAGAGAACCGCCACGCCAUCGAGAUGAUUGAGAAGGAUCAGCGCGAGGCAGAGAGGCGGCCAAUCACCAAGAUCACCCACAAGGGAGAGAUCGAGAUCGAGAGCGAGGAGCCGGCGAAGACAGUCGAGGUGCCUGAGAGUCCCUCCCCCACCAAGCUGCUGGAUCUGGCGGUCGACCUCCUCCCCCUGGAGCUGAAGGCGGAGAGCAGCGCCAAUGUGGAUAAAGACACCACUGGGCAGCACAAGUCUCACCUGUUCGACCUCCACUGCAAGAUCUGCACAGGUCGCAUGGCUCCGCCCGUGGAAGAGGCCCCCACCAAGGUGGUGAAGGUGUCCACGAGGGUGGCCCGCAGGCCGUCCUCCGCCGUGGAGGGGGCCGCCAAGGGCGUCGCCACGACGACCACGACGACCACGACGACGGCGGCAAAGGAGGAGGACCUGGAGGCGAGCCUCCGCAACACGGUGUCCAGCGGCCACGAAGCACGGUCAAACUACAGCUACGCGUCGGCUAAAGACGAGGGCGUUUCCUUCCUGUCCACGCUGCAGUGCAUGUGGAGGGGCUUCGUGAACAUGGCCGCCGUGGCCAAGCUGGUCACCAGAGCCUUCCCGGUGUCCGGCGUCCUCGACCACCUGACCGAGGAUCUGCCAGACAACGUUCAGGUGGGCGGCAGGAUAAACCCUCAGCUGGUGUGGGACUACUUUGACAAGAUCCGAGCGACUGGGACCAAAGAGGUGUGCCUCAUCCGCUUCUGCCCGGAGACUGAGGAGGACGAGAUCUCCUACACUCUCCUCUUUGCUUACUUCAGCAGCCGCAAGCGCUUUGGCGUGGUCUCCAACAACCUCAAGCAGGUCAGGGACAUGUACAUCAUCCCCCUGGGGGCCACCGAGAAGGUCCCGCACCAGCUCGUGCCCUUCGACGGUCCAGGCCUGGAGAACAACCGGCCCAACCUGCUCCUGGGGCUGAUCAUCCGCCAGCGCGCCCGGCGCGACUUCCUCCCCGUGGACGCUAACGAGGCGGCCGCCAUCAUCCCCGAGACUCCGCCCCCGCCGGCGCCCGCCGCGAGCAUCCGGCUCCCGGCGGCGGCGGCGGCGGCGGAGGAAGAGGAGGAGGAGGAGGCGGCCGCCAAGAAGUACCUCUCCUCCCUCAUCCCCACCAAGAAGCCCCGAGAGGCGGAGAAGCCGGCCGGCGCUCCCAAGGCGGCGGAGGAGAAGGCGGAGGAGCCGGAGGCGGAGCCUGUGGGGGACGAGGCGUCGCUGGACGAGGAGGGCGAGCCCGGGUCGGACUCCUACAAGCCGCUGCGCUUCCUGCCCGGCGUGCUGCUGGGCUGGGGCGGGGAGCUGCCGCCCCUGCCGGACUUCAGCGCCAAGCCCCCCCCCGCCGCGUUGGAGGACCCCGGGGCCGCCAAGCCGGUCGUCAAGAGCCCCACCACCCGCUUCGUCAUCAGGAAGAGGGAGGCCAAGCCGGCGGCGGCGGCGACGCCCGGCGCGGCCGACACGAACAACCGACCGGUGGCGGCGGCGGCGGCGGCGCCUCAGCGCGUUCUGCAUGGGACGGGCGUCGCCGCGUGGCCCGGGGCCGGGGUCUCGCUCCGGGAGAAGCCCCCCGGGGUCUCCACCGAGGCCUACCUCGCCAGUCUGUCCUCGCCGCCCCCCGCCUGGAAGGACGUCCCCGCCGCCGCCGCCGCCGACCCCAGGAGGGAAAGCGCCGAAGGAACUUUAUCGCCGCCGGCCAAACCCACGACGGAGAGCCCAAAGGCGCCCCUGAGCGGCAUCCUGAAGAAGUCCUCCGUGUACACGACAGGGGGGGAGGAUAACGGGCUGCAGCCGACGCCCGCCACCCCGACCCCGACGCUCGCCGCCACCCCGACCCCGACGCUCGCCGCCACCCCGACGUCGCUGCCCGCUCCCACGCUGAGCAGCGGUCUGAACCAGGCCGGCGGCGGUCUGAACCAGGCCAGCAGUCUGAACCAGGCCGGCGGCGGCGGUCUGAACCAGGCCGGCGGCGGCGGUCUGAACCAGGCCGGCGGCGGCAGUCUGAACCAGGCCAGCAGUCUGAACCAGGCCGGCGGCGGUCAGAACCAGGCCGGCGGCGGUCUGAACCAGGCCGGCGGCGGUCUGAACCAGGCCGGCGGUCUGAACCAGGCCGGCAGCAGUCUGAACCAGGCCGGCAGCAGUCUGAACCAGGCCGGCAGCAGUCUGAACCAGGCCGGCAGCAGUCUGAACCAGGCCGGCAGCAGUCUGAACCAGGCCGGCAGCAGUCUAAACCAGGCCGCCGGCAGCAGUCUGAACCAGGCCGGCAGUCUGAACCAGGCCGCCGGCGGUAGUCAGAACCAGGCAGGCGGCGGUAGUCAGAACCAGGCAGGCGGCGGUCUGAACCAGGCCGGUGGUCAGAACCAGGCCAGCGCAGGCUCCCAGCCCGCGGUCUCUCCCCUCCCCCAGGCGGGGGUCCCGUCCUGGGUGGCGGUGGGGGGCUUAUGCGGCAGCAGCUCUCCCAGCGAGCAGACGAAGGAUCCCCGCGUGCCUCAGGCCGCCCCCACGGCGCCCGCUGGGCCGCAGGGGGCGGGCCCCGAGCUGCCGAGGGACCCGCCCCACGGCGUCCCAGAGGCCCCCGCCUCCAACAGCGGCCCCGACCGUGACGUCGCCCCCGGCGCUCCUCCUCAGGGGCCCGACGACCACGGCGACGGGUCCCGUCUGAAACCCGAGGAGGACCCGCCCCGCCUCAGCCCCCCCGCCUCCCUCGCCCCCCCCUCUCUGCUGCAGGAAGCCCCCGCCCAGCCGCCCUCCACCACCACCGGCAUCAAGGACUACAAGCGGCCAGAGGACCGCUACAGCGACCCCUGGGAGAGGCCCCGGCACGCCGAGGACCGCGACCGGGACCACCGCGACCACCGGGACCGCGACCGCCACCACCGGGGUCACAGCGGCGACAAGAAGGGCCGGCACCAGGACCGGCACCGCGAGCGCAGCCGGCACCGCGGCCACUCGGAGGAGCGGCGGAAAGAGCGUCACCGUGGCGACGAGCACGGGGGGCGCCACAAGGAGCGCCACAGACACAGGCGGGACUCGGACCACGACAACGGCCGUCGUAGCUCUCGGGACAGCCACUCAUGAGUUUGGGGCUUUUAGUUCCGUUCAUUUUUUUAAUAUACACACUAGUGUGCAGCUGUUCCCGUGCCAUUGUGUCCCGUUUUGUUUUAUUUGUUUUAUGAUAAACAUUCCCUGUUUUAACCGUUCUUUCCGGUACAACGACAAGAUAGACCGACCGAGAGUCCGUGGAUUCUCCCGACGCGUUUGAAGUGCGUGAAGUACGUUUCUCUACACAUUCAUAUUUUUUAAAAAAAGUACCUUUCUUUUAAAAUGUGUUUUGUCUGUCGGCUGUUGACGUCUACACUAACCACACAGACGCCAAAUGGUUUUUCUUUCCCAGACCCUUUUUUUAUUCAUGUGUUCAAAGGAGUAUAAACCAACAGCACAAUUGCAGAAUAUGAAUUGAUAGCUCGUUUUUCAGCAGACGCUUACAAAUAUUUGGCAUGAAUGUAACAACUAAAAAAAGGGCGGAAAAAUGUAAACCGCAGUUGUAUUUUUUUUUUUUUUUCAAUUUUAAAAAGUUGCUUAAAUAUUUUAUAAACGUUUCUAAGGAGAAAGUUGUACAUUUUGGCUUGUCGUGUACAUUACAAAUGCAGUGUGCUUUUGCACCGUUUAUGUACAGUUCAUAAUAAAGCUAAUCUUUCUUUUUGUAUGAUCAUAUUUACCUUUUGUUUUUAUUGAUAACACAACAAUGACAUAUAAAGGCUAUUUAAAUGUAAUAAAUAAACCCUACGUACUAGCAUGUAAAGUGGUACACGUCCUCAGAUGAUGGUGUGUUCCAGAUGCCUCGGACACCAGCCUCCCGAGUUGCAAGUGGGAUAAUCUCCCAGCUUUCUUGCAGCAUUUCACGGAGGCACCUCCCCCUUUUGGUCGGGCCCCCUCGGAAUUCUGAGAGAGUAGACCGAGUUCAGUGAUGACGCUCUCAACAAAAAU